Messenger RNA from Cuscuta europaea, 11652 nucleotides. The record is from the annotation of a GenBank genome assembly. NCBI's taxonomy places the organism in Eukaryota, Viridiplantae, Streptophyta, Magnoliopsida, Solanales, Convolvulaceae.
AUCACUUAGAUAAGGAAAUAAACCCUAAGCAGCUACCCCCGAUUCCCGUCUUCCAAAAUCUUUCCGCUUCAUCAAUCACCAGGAUUGAAUUUACUCUUGCUCUAUCACAUUCUUUUGGCUCAAUGAUUCAUCUCGCUCUAGACGACUUCUGUUUUUCCGCCAGACCACAGUGUUGACCUCCGAUCGAUCUACGAACACGAGUACACGGUUAGGGGCCUGCCCUUUCAAUCAAUCUUCGACUGCUCAGUGCUUUCCUCUCGGUUAGGUGCGAAAUAUUUGUUGUACUCUGUCAAUAUAUAAUGGUGAUAGAAUGAUAUACUCGGUAACUCGGAGCUUUCAAGCCCGCGUGCCACCUCCCAGUCACGUUUUCAGAUGUGAAGUCAUGUAAAUAGCAGGACAUGCAUCCAUUUCAAAAACUGCAGUGCAGGAUUUCAAAAAUUGUGUGAGACACUCAGUGUACUUGAGGUUACGACAAGGUAUUUGAAGAUGAGAAGUUGUCACCGAUCAAUUUCAACAAGUUUUGUUUGAGGCUCUGUUGUACAUUUAUCUUUUAUUUUGUACUUUCUAUUCUCAAGGUGGGGAAUAGACAGGGCUCAGGAGGUCGGAAAUUUGUGAUAUUAGCGGUUGAUUAUUUUACCAAAUGGGUUGAGGCUGAGCCAAUGGCCACAAUCACCGCAGAACAAUGCAAAAAGUUUGUCUGGAGGAAUAUCUUCUGCCGGUUUGGUGUUCCCAUGCAGAUUAUCACCGAUAACGGAAAGCAAUUUGAUUCUGAGCCCUUCAAAGAAUUUUGCGAGCAAUGGGGAGUCGAGGCCAGCCGAGUGUCUGUCGCCUACCCCCAAUGCAACGGGCAAGUAGAGAAUGUGAAUAGAACGAUUGUUAACGGCCUGAAGAAGAAGCUAGAAUCCAUGGGAACAACUUGGGUAAAGGAACUAAACAAUAUCCUUUGGGCAUACUGAACAACCCCAAGAAAAGCGACCGGGGAGACUCCGUUUGCACUGACUUAUGGGUUCGAAGCCCGGGCUCCUUCAGAAGCCUUGGUCCCGAGCAGGAGGGUGGAAGACUAUGAUCCUAAUAACAACGAGGAAAUGUUGAGGGUCGAGCUCCACCUAAUUAAAGAAAAGAGGGAUAGAGCCUUUAUCAAAGCCGAAAACUAUAGAAGGCAAGUGAAGGAGUACCAUGAUGCAAGGGCCAAAGCGAGACAAUUUAUCAUUGGCGACUUGGUUUUGAGAAGAAGGCUGGCCAGAAAACCUCUAGAAGGCGGCAAGUUUGCCAAAAACUGGGAAGGGCCUUACAAAAUUAAAGGAUUAAUUGGGCCCGGGACCUACAAGCUGUGCACUCCUAAAGGGAAACCGGUGGACAGGGCUUGGAACUCUGAACACUUAAUGAAGUUCUACCAAUAGCCAUGUAAUUUUCUAUUUCUCGCUCCAAUUUUCAAUAAAGUUAUGGUUUGAUUUACUAAGUCCAUUAUAAAUUCCGAAGGUCUUAUGACCAACCAAGCCAAAAAAAAGGAAAGGGCUCAACUAUGCCUAAUUGGUACUCGCAAACAAGACAAAGUACUAAUUCCGAACUCAUCAAAUUCCAGAAGCUCAAAUCAGUAUUUCUAAAGACGAGAGCGGGAAUAAGACAACCUUCCUCAAGGUUAGACAGCCCUAUAUAUGCACAAAAUCAGAUUUCCUCAAACAGGAAAGGACAGCCUCUCGCAAGGCUAAGAUUUUAAGGGGCUAAAAGAUUAAAACUUAUGGAAUUAACUUUGCACCGGAGAAGCCAACGUGCUUCGCCAAUCAAGAGGCUAAUCACUAGGGUCUGCGUAACCUAGUGUAAGGCCCACCUAACGUGGCUCAACUAUUAAGACCCUAUAGGUCCAGGAUUGGUAAAGUCUUCCUUAAUCAAGGAGAGACGACCUUGACCGGAAAUUCAAGGCUAGAUACAUAAAGGACUAGGUAAAUUAAUAUAACUAAGCAAGGGAGCCCAAGGACUACCCUGGAGCAUGCAGAUCAUACAGGUCCGGAACAGGGGCCAACCACCAAAAAGACAGCAAGUCGAAAGCCAGAAGUCUCAAACACCAUACAAGGAUGCACAGAGCAGUCAAUAGAGAUGAUAAAAAGGAGUCAUUUUGGUAUAUACGCAGCGUGCAGAAAAGUUAAAGCAGAGUAAAAGAUGUCUGUUACACGACACCCCAAGGGUGGAAAACCACUGCAGGCACGCAGGCCUGGAAAGAUGUUUGUUAAAAAUGUCAUUAAAGAGGAGUUUCAUCGGUUACCAAGGUGAGCAGGAGGGGCUUCAGAGGCGGGAGUAUCAGCAGCCGAGGUCUCCGCGGGAGCUUCCGGAUCCGCCAUCAAUGCCGGCAAACCCCAGGCUUGGGCAGAGAAAGAAGGGUCCCUCUUUGCAAGAAGGUCGUAUAGGGACUUUUGCAUCCCAUACUGCCCUAACUGGAAGCAUAGUGCCCCCUCCUCAUCCAGCUUGGCCUCGCCCUCGGGGGUAUGGAGCCAAUCCAGGGCAAUCUCCUCCCUCCGAUCCAAGAUCUUCUGCUCCACCUCGGCCUUGAGCUCCUCGCUCUCCUUGAAGGCCUGCACAGCGGUCGGGCCGGCCUCCUCAGCUUUCCUCUCUAGCUCCUCCUCCACCACACGGUGUGCAGCCUUAACAUCGCUCAGCCUCUUCUGAAGUGUCUCGCCCUUCUGCGCAGCCAGUCCCAGCCUCUUCUCCAGAUAUGCAAUUUGCUCCUUGAGGCCUGCUAUCAGGGACUGGGCGUCAUCCUGCCCCUCAUCCAGGCUGCGGGAUCCUGAGGAAGCCAAGACGAAGGCAUGGAGAUUACAAAACCAAGAUUAUGAGCAAGGGCAAGUCAGAGGAAGACAAAACAACAGUAAAAGAUUGUAAGGCAAACCUCAGAGAGAGAGUCGACGGCGCGCCGGAUGGAUGUCCGGGGAGACAAACCCCGAAUCUCCUCCUUAUCAAGGGGAGGAGUCACGGCCAGGCCAAGUGCUACCGGGUUCACAGUGCGGCAGAACAGAGAGGCAGAACCAGAUUUCAUGGAAAAGCGGACAUAAUGAAGACGUGACGGGGUUUCCCCCUGAUUGCCACCUCCUUGGGACUCGACAUCGACAACAUCUUCGGAAGAUUUGAGGGCAGCUUUUCCUUUCUUCCUGGGCCCGGAGAUAGGCCGGAGUGCCAGCCUCUUCCCAACCCCCUUAUCAAUAGGGGACUGAGGGUCAACAGCCGACGUGAUAGGAGCCCAGCACUAUCUCCGGGGGCGGACCCCCGUGACUUCUCUGAGGUUACCCUAAUGCUUCCUCGGGUCUGCAUUUUCCUGCCAGGGACUAGAGAACCGGGGGUGGAACCAGCCUUCGUCGCAAGCCGUUCCAACCGGGAGGCCAUCUUUUCACCCUUUGAAAAUCAAACACAGGUCAAGUCAGCAAAGGUGAUACUCAAAAAAAAAAAAAAUAUGAACGCCAACUCAGACAGAGCCGACCUGGCAGAAAGGUAAGAAUAACCACUCUGUCCUCACCUACGUAAUGGCCCAUCAAGAAUGGUGCACCAUCAGCGAUCAGCUUAGCGGCAUCCUUAUUGCCCUAUGACAGAAAAGGCAUGACCCAUUUCCGAAUUACCUCCCCCCACUUGUUCUCAAACUGCAACCUUCCAUCCACGGGGGUGACCCAUACCCAUUUCUGCCUCCAACCCUUGAAAGAGUCGGGAUAAGACUUGGCCUCGAAUAAACGAUGACCAGCCCGUGGUGAGAUUGAGAGGUAUCCUGGGGACUCGGAACCGCCAGGUCGUACAGAACGGAAGAAGUGAAGGAAGAUUUCAAUAAAAGGGCGAAUACCUAGGUGCAGGGAUCGAGCAAGGAACCCGACUAUGAACAUGUGGGUGGUUGGGGAAAAUUGGCCAGGAUCACGCCAUAGUAACCCAUGACGCUCAGGACAGCAGAAUGAAGGGGGAAUCAGAGACCUACUUGGAGACUAGCUAUAUGAACUCCAAAGUGAAGAGGGGAAGGAGAAUCAACAAUAUUCUGCCCAGGGGUGGGGCGGGAGCAGACAACGCUUGGGCCCGCUAAGAUCACUGCUUCGCCAAAUUCGGCAUCGGACAGAGCCACAGCCGGAACCUGUCGGGCAUGCUCGCAAGAGAGGAAGAAGUGAGUCUCCCUCCCAUCCGGAUCUACCGGAAUACGGGGCCGUUCAGAGGAGGCCCCUGCCUCAGGAAAGACGUGGUGUAGUGGGACGGAACUUGAAGAAGACAUCAGGGGAACUUACCUGAUGAAGCUUGAAGAUGAGGAAAAGAAUCGCGCGGAUUAGAGCUCCUAACCGAGAAAUCGAAUUCCAAAGCAGAAGGAAAGUUGCGUAAGAACGCAAUGAAAGACGAUGAGCAUUUAAAUAGCCGAAAAUUAGGGCUUGGGAACCACAAUGAUGACACUUGGGUAUUGAAGAUGGUAAGUCGGCUCGGGAACUGAACCGAAUGGCAGGCCUAUGUGAUUUUAGAGAGUAGGGGGGCUCGUGAUGGUACCAUGGAACCCGACCAUGGCCCAAUUGUGUGAGUCCGACCCAUGAACAAGAUUAACCUUUAACGGGAUUAAUGAUAGAUAACCAUUGGGCCUAACUAGGAACCAAGCCCGCGAGAAGAACCCACCGCCAGGCCAAGCUGGAAAGCAUGCCUCGAGCCUGGGCGGAGUUCUAGUGAGGUUGGGAUAUUCCUAGGGCUGACGUGGCACGCUAUCAGUGCAAACGGAAGCUGGCAGAAGUUAAACUGCUGGAACGUGGGAUAAAGGAACAAUCAUUGCACAACGGCCGAGACGUUACAAAAGUCCUAUUCAAGCUAAUGCAUCAUUAAUAGCAUUUAUUGUACUAGUUUCCUUUUGUAACACUAGUUCCUUAGCCUAUAAAUACAACUUGUAAAGCUCCAAAAGAGGGAGAGACCUGGAUCAAUACAACACUGCCUAACGCUGCCAAAUUAUCAUCUGCUUCCGCAGAUUUAGCUCUUGUUGUUGGAUUAAACUCCAUCAGAGAUCAAAUCCCAUUUCAAUUGAGGCUCCAGAGAUAUGAACGAAUUCUUGAUACUCUUAAAUAUAUUUCAUCCCAUCCACACUUAUAAAUAGGGGUUAGAGUUGAGAAAAGGGGAGAAACUACAAGACUAGGAAAACGGUGCCAAGAAGUAGUGCUGCAAAGACCACUAUUUGGAUGGAUCAACAAAUAUACUUUUCGGAAAUAUGUUUCAUUUCACUUUUGUUCUAUCUAUGUCCCACCGGUUUAAUGAUUAUUACCCUUGAUUAUUAAUUAAUAAGUACUACAUGUCUACAUUUAUUAGAACAAUUUCAUUUCAUUUCACUUCCUUUGUUAUAGAACAAUUUCUGCAUUUAUUCAGCAUAAAAGGUAUUUGCUAAUGCGGUAAUUUUAAGAGGUAAUUUGAGUUUGCACUCCAUUUUAUUGUCCAAAUUAGACUUUGCACCUUGUUUUUAAAAAUCUUUUUUUUUUGCACUCCAACCCAAUAUGAAAAGACAAAAAUGCUCUCGAUCAGGAAUAUGUUGAAGCCAACAAAAUUGUUAAUGGAGAGGCAAUUUUGUCUUUUCAUUUAGGGUUGAAGUGCAAAAACAAAGUUUUUUAAAAACGAGAUGCAAUGUCCAAUUUGCAUAACGGGGUGCAAACUCAAAUUGCCCCUAAGUUUAAUUUUUAACAAUUUUGCUAUAGGUACCCCAAACUUACCCCAAUUCAUACCCCAUAUAAAAGCCCUCCAAGUAAUUGACCCCCCACCUCCCUCAUGUGCGUCCCUCACCUUUCCCACUCACCUCCAACCUUUCCAAAUCUCCCGCUCCCACCUUUCCCCUUCCCCACAACUUUCGAAAAACAACCCUCGGCGGUGAACCCCCACCGCCUUGCAAACCUCCGUUUCCAAAUGUUUGUGUCGUCGCGUUGCACACCAGCCCAAAUUCAAGAGCUUCACCGAAUUUCAACCCGCCCCGACCCAUCCGUGAAUUGAAGCAGUGUUUCGUGAGCACCCCCUCGUUGCAGACCUCCGUCCCUGUUUGUCCAAGUUCGUCCGAGCACUGUUCCGGUUCGUCCAAGUUCGUCCGAGCAAAUUGCAGACCUCCGUCCAUGUUCGCCCAUAACCCAUUCUGAAGAUUUUUGACUCCAUGGUCCGCACAAGCUUAUCACAAAUGGCUGAAAGGGCUUUUGAACUACAAGUUCCCAUGUCGAAGCAGUUUCCUGCCCAGUAUUCUGUGUGCUCAUUUUUCAAAGAGGCCGGAAGCUUGGUGCAGUCUGCCUUGACCAAGAAGCAACUUGAGGAGUUUAAGAAGCUGCCAUGGGGCCACCUCAUAUCUGUGCCAGAAAUGCAAUUUUCGGGACAAAUUAUCCAUUCUCUUCUGCUCAGGCUUGUACGGGACCAACCCGAUGACGAGUUAUGGUUUUGUAUUCAAGGGAAGCUGUUGAAGUUUACCUACGCAGAUUUCUGCCGCAUCUCUGGGAUUAAAGCAUCGAGGGAAAAGCCUGUAUUCAGUACUGGUGAAGAGGUUCGGGGGAAGGUGUUUGAGAAGUACUUUGCUGGAUCAACGGACAUAACCUUCAAGACGCUGAAGGAAAAGCUGAAGGCAUUCAAGCCUAAAAGAGGAGAUUCCACUGACCCUCUGAAGCUAGUGUCCUUGUGUUACCUUGUGAGUGUUCUGCUUGCAAGAGAUAACAAAACAAAAAUAAAUUUAGACUAUGUCAAAUGGGCGGAUGAGUUUGAGAAGUUUACGAUGUAUAACUGGGGUUUAGAGUCCUACAACAUAAUGGUUGAAAACCUGAAAACUGUCAUGAAAGGUCAGCCCGGGAGGUUCAAGAAAAGCAAUGUCAAAAAUGCCAAGUUCACUCUAUACGGAUGUCCUCAUAUUCUACAGGUUUGGGCGUAUGAGACCGUUCCUAACCUUGGAGAGAAAUUUGCUGAACGAGUUGGUAAUGAAGACAUCCCUAUGCUGAACUGGAAGGCUGAUGGAUUCUUUCAUGCACGGAAGCUGAAUGAAUUGGUUUUCAAGGACAAUGAUGAUGAGGAAGAAGCAGAGGAAGAUGUUGAUGAGGAUGAUGAAGAAGAAACAGAGAACGAGGAUGAAGAAGUAGGGAGGAAGGGGUUCAAGGCCAAAGUCAUGAAGGAGAUUAAAGCUCUGCGGAAGAAUGUGGCAGAUUUGGAAAUGAGGUUGAAGUUGAUGGAAGAGAGGGUGAGUGCACCGUGUGGUGUGUCAAACAAUGCGGCUGAGGUUGGUGGCAAUGAGGUUGAUGCUAAUGCCAUGCAAAUGGAUGAUCAUGACGACCCAACACACACUGAAGAAUGUGGCCCAACGGCCGUUGUAGAUGAUGCAAACAAUGUGAAGGAGUCUGAUCUCACUACACCUUCGGUUGAGAUCAUCUCAACCAUCCUCAAUGAACUGGCUGAUGUUGUGGAUAAUUCAAAGGAUGAGAGGGAGUGUGAUCCUACUACAGCUUCCAAUCCGAUCAUCUCACCGGCUCUUCUUGAUGUAAGUUAAAAUGUCGGUCUCAUUGUAUUGAAUUGUCUGUCUACAAACAUCUUCACAAUCUCAAUCAUUUGACUGUUUUAUAAGGUGGCUGCUGCUGAGCUCACUAAUCCUGCCCCUUGUCUGGGAAUAAAUAAUAGAUUUCCUUGCUAAUGUGUACCACCUUUCCAAAUGAGAUUUCCAACCGAUUUCAAACUCAGCAGGGAAUUGGGAGUCAUAUACUACAUCAUGUAUACCAUCCAUAAUUUUAUCUUUAUGGGUAAACCCUCCCAACUUCUCCGGUAGCUUCUUCAUGAUGUGCCAUAAACACCAUCGGUGUCGCGUAUUCGGAAAUACUAUUUCGAUGGCGUUUUGCAUAGCUCGAUCUUGGUCGGUAAUAAUUCCCUUCGGGGCACACCCGUCCAUACACUGAAGCCAAGCUUUAAAAAUCCACACAAACGUAUGAGUAUCUUCACUCGAGAUUAGGCCACAACCAAGCAAUAUUGAUUGACCAUGGUGAUUGACGCCUACAAAUGGCGCAAACGGCAUGUCAUAUCGAUUGGUAAGAUAUGUUGUGUCAAAUGUAAUGACAUCCCCAAAAUCUUGGUAAGCAUAUCGACAUCGAUUAUCCGCCCAAAAAACAUUCCGUAAGCGUGACUCUUCAUCCAAAUCAAGCAUAAAGAAGAACCCGGGGCAUUGAGCUUGCAUUCUACAAAAAAAAAUCUUGUAAUGCCACCGCAUCACCACUUCCCAACCUAAAUUUACGCACUUUAUCUAUAUAGUUCCUACAAUCCUUUUCAAUGAAGGAAAGUUGAUCAUAUCCGCCGGCUUCAACAACCACGGAGUUGAAACUCUUAUGAAGUGGUAUACCGGCGACAUCAUUGAUUGCAAUUUGCCUCAUAGCUUUCCGUGUCAACCUCCUAUUACACCGAAAUAGUCUAGACUUCGUAGGACUCAUAGGAUGGUUAUGAUCUAAACAAGCCGUUGAAAUCACCCAACCCCCGGCAUAAUUUAUACGUGCUCUUAUUUUGGCCAAGCAACCAACUUGCAUCGAAGGUAGAGGCUUCAAAACAUUUUGUGCACGGCUUUGCCUUUUUCCAGCGCGCCCACACUCUAAUGCAAUUGCAGAUGUCGUUCCAUCCCCAUCUUUCCUAGAAUUCCUUAUUCUAACAGGAAACCCUACUCUUCUCCCGUACUCCUUGUAGAAAUCAUACACUGCAUCUUUACUGGGGAACUCCAUACCAACAACGGGGACUUCAAUAAAAAUCUGUUCUUCCUCUUCAUCUGUUAUUUCAGAAAAAUAUACAUGUUCACUACAUUUAUCAUUUUGUCUCUACAAACAAACAAUAAUUGUAAUAAAUACAUACAUAUAGUCUGCCCGCCAAACCAUGUUUAAAUAAAACACCUUUAUAUAACACUCUAACAACUAUAAAACCACGUUCACUUCAAACAACUAUGAGACCGCGUUUACGUUAGGCUUGCCAGACACUGCACUGACAAAUUGUCUGUCCGCCAGACAAAAUACAAAAAUGACGGAAAACAAACUUACUCUUGUCCAAGACUUCCACAUCUUCAUCAUCUUCUUCCCUUGAAGUCGCGUCUACUUCAACAGCCUUCGGAGAUGGUGGAUUACCACCGUCACUCACCUCAACAAGCUUCUCACCUUCAUCUCCCCAUGUCAACCCAUCCAAACAAAACUCAUCACUAAAGUCGGAUAAAUGCUUCCCCAUCACAUCCAUCCAAGAAGAUGAUGUAAAGACGCAGGUAAGACCCUCUGUCGAGCACUGUAGCAGUUCGAAGGUUGGGGUGUGUUUUGGCGGAAACAAUAAGAGUGGGUGGAGGGUUUGGGAGAUGUGAGAGAAAGUUAUUUUUAGAAAGGGGUAAAAGGGAUGGUAAAAAUAGGGGUAUUUAUAUGGGGUAGGAAUUGGGGUAAAAGAGAAAUUUGAAUUGCUUUAAUAUCUUCAGCAUUCCUAUUUACUUGUUUGAUAAUUAUAUGACUGUACUUUUUGUCUAUUCAUUUGUAGGCUCCUCACGGCUCACACAGUCACACAACAGUUUUUUUCAAACUUGCCCUUCAUUUCUUAAUUAUGCAACUAAAAUAAUAAAUGUAAAAGGUGUAAGCAAUUAAACACUAAGGAUGUUUUUACUCUGAUUGUAAUUUGUUGGUCUGGUCUGAUCUGGUCUGAUCUGGUCUGGUCUGGUCUGAAAUGGUCUGGUCUGGUCUGGUCUGGUUUCUUUGUAUUUUUAUAACUAUCCAAGUCUGGUCUGAACUGGUCUUAUCUGGUCUGGUCUGGUCUGGUCUGGUCUAGUCUGGGACGAAUUACAGUCCAAGUAAAAACAUCCUAAAGCCCCCUCCCCCGUAACGCUUUGUUUGAGGAAAAAUUGGUCAUUAAAAUAUUCAAGGAAAAAUCCUCACGAUCUUACUAACUUGAGAACUUGAAAUGCUAGAAUUAAGUAUAUAAACAAUCAGUACUAGUUGAUUAAUUAAUACUCACGUAUAUUAAUUGUGAAAAUGACGAUUUUUUUAAGGAAGUAAUAACAAAAUGCGAGAUAACAAAUAUAUACUCCAUACCAUGUAAACACACAUGUCUGUCUUUAUGUGCUAAAGUAAAUUCCUUAAAUAUAAACAAAACAUUGAUAUAAUGCAAAAAUAAGAUUACAAUUGUUUUCUUUUUAAAAUUAAAAUAAGACUAAUGAACUCCUAAUUAAUGAUUGAUGCAUGAAGUUUUAUUAUUUUUAUAGGAUCGAGUUUUUAGUUCUAUUUAGAUCAAUUAAUAUAGAGAGUACAAAAUAAAUAAUUUUAGUGCAUGUUUUCUUUUUAGUUAUUUUUAUUCUAGCAUUUCGAUCAGAUUGAGAAGGAUCAAUAUUCACAAUGAUAAAAACGUGCCAGGGAGCACUACGAUAGGUGUAUUAGCAAACCCCGGGGUAUUCUCACAACGCAUUUCUUUUUUUAUAGGGGUAUUAGCAAAUCGCGGGAUUUAUAAUAUGCGUCAAAUCCCCUUGUGUUAUAACUAAUCAUGCACAAAAUCCUCUCUAAGAACAAAUUUUACAAUUUUAAAAUAUUUUUUUUAAUAAAAAUGGUUGAAUAUGUAAGUAAUUUUGUCAAAAUUUCUAAAUUAUACAAAAAUAACUAAUAAUUUUUCAUUUUUUAGAAAUUAAAUUUAUUCUUGAAGGUGAUUUGACGUAUGAUUAAUUAUAACACAGGAAGAUUUAAUGCAUUUUUUAAAUCACACUGAUCAAUGCCCCGAAUUUAUAUUUCAAUGCAUGAAACCCACUAUCAGAGUUUGGUAUUGGUCAAAGUUUGGUAUUGGUCAAAUUUGACGUCUGGGCCCAGUUUUUAUCCCAACAAUGAGUGGUUGAGUACAAUUCAACGAGCUCCAUAGUGCACGUCUGCCCAUAACUAAUUUACGCAGUACCUAAUAUUAUGAGUAAUAUUAUGAGGGUCAUGCUAUGGUGCCUUUAAAAAUUUGGAAGUUAUGGUGCAUCUCAUUGUGUGAGCAAAUGAAAUAGUGACACAUGGAAAUAGUGUGACAUGAAAUAGUGUCAUUAAUGAAUUGACUUGGAAUGCUAUUGGGUGAGAAAAGUAAAUGUAUGGUACACUCCAAAUUUGAAGAGGUACCGUAGAAAUCUCCUAUGAGGAUUUGAACGGGUUUGAUUUGUCCGCAAAUUAUACCGUGGGAUCGGUGCACCAUCCUCAUGGUAUACCGAUCCCAAAACGACAUAGUUUUGCUCCGUAUUAAUUAAAAAGGAAGUAUAUGUGUUGCCGGUUUGAUUCUCUACAAGAUUAAAAAGAGACACUGUGCGUUUCUUCCUGAGAUAGAGCAUCGGACGUUGGUCAUAAACUAUCACCGGCGAGGAAGUGGCGGCGGUACAACAGCUCAUCCUCAAGGCGGCGGCGGCGUGGCGCUCAGCCUUGACGGCGGCUUUGAUCGAUGCUGACGAGUAGAUCCCACCAGAAUAUUCGGUACAGACCGAUCAAUCUCAUCUUCCUUCAUGUCCAGGCAAUCCAACAGCUUGUUCACAGUGAAGUCGUGCUCUGCUAUUUGGGCGACGGUGUAGUAUAUAUGUUUAUACACCAGAAAUUGCUUUGUUAAUAUGGUUUCAAGAAGUUUCUGAUUUUUUUAACCCAUUACUAUCAGAUGAUACAGAAUUGGUAAUUAACGGGUGACUAAUUUUGGUGUAUGUGAUUUACAUUUGAGUUACAC